This is a messenger RNA of Westerdykella ornata, 1412 nucleotides long. Its product is annotated as alpha/beta-hydrolase. The record is from RefSeq and is a predicted model, not a curated record. The transcript has 3 exons. The coding region runs from base 487 to 1257 and encodes 256 amino acids. NCBI's taxonomy places the organism in Eukaryota, Fungi, Ascomycota, Dothideomycetes, Pleosporales, Sporormiaceae.
GAUCCAUGUGGCGUAUAUCAGUGACAGACGCCUCCAACUGCAAUUACCAACACAGCACUGCAGUCUUGCCAGACCUCACCUACCAACCACGAGUGCAUCUUUUCCCUGUCGGAGUAGGGCACAGCAACAGUAGUGUGUCUAGAUGGUGAAAGGCUGCAAAAUCCACUAAGAUCGCUCAGCGUGGAAAAGGAGAAAGCAGCGGUAGGCGGACGACCUCCCCACCGCUUCCAAGAUGGCGCCAUGACAACACCGGGUGAAAGUGUGAAAGUACAGGUGCGCGCAACCUCUCCUGGGUAUAAAAUUCCAGCGCCGCCCACAUCCUCAGUUCUUUCCUUCAACCUCACCUCAAACAACCCCAACUCAAAGGUUCAAUCAAUCUUUCGCAACUCCUCUGAGCAAACCUUUUCCUGUCUACCCUUCAUCUCAGUCAAGAUGUUCUCCUUUUUCUCUCCCCGCAAUCUCAACGUGGGAGUGGUCGUCUUCUCCAUGAUGGCUAUAUUCUCUCUUCUCGUCGGCAAUGGUGUUUCUGCGCAAGCUACAGGCAAGGCGUCCAUCAUCCUUGUCCCAGGAGCCUUCCAUCAGGAGAUUGUCUACGACCAGGUCGUCGAGCUCCUGCACCAACAACAAUACCCGCACGUCUUUGCGGUCGACCUUCCCUCCGUUGGUAGCAUGGCCGGCCGUAACGAAGACGUCACCGCCGUCCGCAACAUCCUCUCUCGUGAGCUGAACCAGAGUCGAAACGUCGUCCUCGUCGGCAACAGCUACGGAGGCACAGUCAUCGGCGAAGCCGUCAAGGGUUUCCCCAGCAACAACACAGCAUCCACAGCCAGUGGCAAUUCUGGUCAAGGCAAGGUUCUGGGCCUCGUCUUCUUUGCGGGCAUCUCACCCUCGUUCUUCCGUUUCACCGACGACGGCAAGGUCUACGCGGAUGGCGAUUCAGCUCUCCCACCGUCCGUCACCUUCUACAACGACCUCACUGCGGCUCAGCAGGCGUACUGGACCAGCCAAUUGCAGUACUCCAGCUUCGACUCCCUCAACGCGACCGCUACGUACAUUCCGUACACGGGGGAUUUCAGGUGCCAUUACAUCAUUGGGCAGCGGGAUGUUUCCGUGCCGGAGGCAUUGGCCUACAGCUACAUUAACCAGACUGGAGCGCAGUUCGAGGUGCAGUGGAUUGAUGCUGGGCAUAUUCCCAUGAUCGGUAAGCCGAAUGAAGUGACCAACAUCAUUCGCAAGGCGGCCGGGGAGGUGUUUUAAGGAGGAUUAAUUACAGGAUAGUGUGUCUGAACGAGAAUGUCAUCGAAUGGAAGGCUCCGCCGUGUCAAACCUUGUGUGCUGAGUAUAGGCCGUGAUAUCCAAUGCAAGCUAUACAUACUGAUAUGUGCUUGCCAUUAGCUUGCUCCAUUGAGCGC